Molecule: messenger RNA, 1428 nt
Organism: Polistes canadensis
Lineage: Eukaryota; Metazoa; Arthropoda; Insecta; Hymenoptera; Vespidae
Exons: 4
Coding region: 349-1260 (303 amino acids)
Biological process (GO): lipid transport
Molecular function (GO): lipid carrier activity
Source: RefSeq, a predicted model, not a curated record
AUUGUGCAUUACACUCUACACGGAGACUUUGAACAAGAAGGGAACCCAUAUUUCUUCCUCACCUUUUUCUUCUAUCAUGGAUUUCGUGCUUAUAUCGUAUUUUUUAGGUCAAAACUUAAAGUAACGUAGUUCAUUGUUAAAAUAAAACCUAAAAUGAAGUUUAAAUAAGUACUCGGAUGGUAAGAGAUGGAUAUGUCUUCUUAAAACGAUACAAAUGAUGACGAAUCAAGUGUUAUGACGUCGGUAGUGAUAAUCCUAACUCUUAAUAAGAAUCUAACCGGUCGUAUAUAAAAGCAGAUUCUGGAGCAAGAAGAACAUCAAAUGUCUGUUGUCCAUCCUUGCUAAGAGAUGAACUUGACGAUAAUCCCAUUCUUCUUAGCGACCCAGUUCGCCAUACCGGAAAUAGAAAAAUGGAAGUACGGGCCGGAAAUAAAUUAUCAAUUAAACAUAUUGACAACCAAAACCAAUGAGGGGGAAAAUGAUCCAGUACAAAUGGAUAUAAAUGGUGAUGUAGGAUGUCGGGUAAAAAACGAGGACACUCUUCUAUGUCGUAUUUCUAGAAUGAAUUAUCGUAUGGUUGAUAUGACUAACAACGUCAACGAAACCGGCGACAUUUUCGUCAAUCAGAAUUUUGAAUUAGGAUACAAUGAAAAUGGCAUGAAUAGAUGGAAUAUGAAAAAUCCGAUCGACAUAGAUCAUUUGAAAUUGAUACAAAAUUUUGCAGCUCAAAUGACCAUAGGUGUUAAUAUUCGUCAAUAUAUGGGGGUGUCCACUUCGUUCGUAAAAAAAGAAAAUUUUACUAUUGGCGAAUGCAAUACUGCUUUUAAUAUUUCUUGGCAAGAAGAUAAUCUUUCUUCCUUGGAAGAAGAACAAAAGGAAUCAUCGUCUGAUGAACAAGAUGAUGUGAAAUUAACAUUGAUCGGCGUGCCUAAAAAAUCUGGAAAUAUCAACCUGAUUAUAGAAAAAUUCCGAAAUCCAAAAAGAUGCGUUAACAGUAAUUAUUAUUUAUCCUGGUUAACAAGAGGCAACCUGGAAAAGAAAGUGAUAUCCUCGUUCAGUAGGAUAACGGUUAAAGAAAAUGAAUCCUUCGAAAGUUUUACGGUAACAACGAUCAAGGUAAAAUUUCAAAAUUCUGCAAUAAUUCAUGAAUUUGCCAAGGUCAAAUUGAAGAGUAUUACCGAAGCAACUGGCCCGCUUCCCACGAUACCAAAUUAUGGAACAGAUGGCGAAAACAUGUUAGAAAAUCACUUUACCGAUUAAAAAUACAUCCUUUCAGAUAUUUCUUUUUUGACUUUAAACGCAUGUUUAGUAGUUAAUAUUUUCGAUUAAAUAAAUUCUUCUUCUAUUGAAAUAGUAGACACUUAAUUAACUUUUUUUUUGGUCUUUUAAAUUAAUACAUUAUUAUUAACAAAGUAAAGAAUAUUUAAA